Messenger RNA from Nakaseomyces glabratus, 1143 nucleotides. It is a transcript of the gene ISR1, whose product is annotated as putative protein kinase ISR1. Gene Ontology annotation, molecular function: ATP binding; protein serine/threonine kinase activity. NCBI's taxonomy places the organism in Eukaryota, Fungi, Ascomycota, Saccharomycetes, Saccharomycetales, Saccharomycetaceae. The record is from RefSeq and is a predicted model, not a curated record. Gene Ontology annotation, biological process: protein phosphorylation; signal transduction.
AUGGAUACACCGCCGACGUCGCCGGCUUUUACCACUUCUCGGUAUAUGCCUCUGUCUCCGGAGUUGGAGGAAGGCAAAUGCAGCCAGUCCUCUUUGGACCUGCUGCAGUCCGACCUUGAGCUGUGCUCGAAGAACGGGAACAAGGUCAUGGAUGUUAUGGCGCUGUACCACGGUACGCUUGCCUCUGUUGCUUGCCAAGUGUAUGGCGACAGAAAUGUCGACCUGUACUUGAACCCAUCGCUAAAGAUAGGGAAAGUCAGGGAUAGAGGCUCUGUCUCUUUCAUCUUCGACCUGGAGGACCGCUACGUAAUCAAGUGUCCGAUGUCUCGGAGGAAGUACGACAUAAUUCUGCGGGAGGCGCUGAUACUGCGGCUGCUACAAGCUCCCGAUAACAACAUCGUGCCUCUUAUUGGGGUAACUUAUCUCGGCAAGAGUCACUUUAGACACCUGCGUGCGAAUGAACUAGUACCUGCGCUGGUGUUGCAGAAAUUCGAGCUGAACCUACACACAUAUAUUAACUUGCACCGAGGCGAUAUCCAGCCGGACAAAGGAGUAUGGCAUUCACUAUUAAGAGAUAUACUAUGUGCGCUAAAGUUUAUGAAAUCUAAAAAUAUAGUCCACAGAGAUAUCAAAACAUCUAACAUUUUACUGAAUCUACCGAGACAUGACACAGACACAACGAGAUUUUACUUAGCAGACUUCACAUCUGCUGACAUAGAAGGCCCCGAGGAGUUCAAUACCACACAUGACCAUGUCGACACUACUUUGGAGUAUUGCGCACCCGAGUUGAUAUCUUUCUUCUCAGAUAUGCCAAUGAGCAAUCACUCUAGCCAUAUUGUGGGAACACCUUCAAUGCAUACAGAUCUAUACGCAGCUGGUCUGUGCCUCCUGUCAUUCAUUACCGGCUACGAGCCUUACGACCAACUGUUCAAUUCGUCCUCCACAAACGAGACUAGAAGUAGAUCCGCGUCCCCAGUACAGAAAUCACAAUGGCUGAUCAACGCCAUCUCUAAAAUGGAUCCUAUUAGUCUAAAUAUCCAGGACCAAAGAAUCUAUGAUAUUUGGAGAGAAGAGCUGCAGAUUCUAAAUGCUAUUCUAGUAGAGAGAAAACCCCUAGAAGAAAUAAUGCAAUUGUUGCAUUAA